This is a messenger RNA of Haliotis rubra (blacklip abalone), 2004 nucleotides long. RefSeq names its product sodium-dependent glucose transporter 1-like. Bases 65 to 1402 code for a protein of 445 amino acids. The transcript is spliced from 6 exons. Lineage: Eukaryota; Metazoa; Mollusca; Gastropoda; Lepetellida; Haliotidae. The record is from RefSeq and is a predicted model, not a curated record. Gene Ontology annotation, biological process: transmembrane transport.
ACCUGUGCUAUACCUACGAAACGGAUAAUAAAUUAGCUUCAAGUGAAUAAACGUGAAGUCAAAAAUGGAAUCAAGGGACGAGACCAUCUCCAAGACAAAUCGUAUCAUCUACGCGGUGAUAUUGUGUGGCACAUCCUGCGUUACGGGUUCUGCGAGCAGUUUGAUCGGCCUCUCCCUACCUGACAUCCAGUGUUUGCUGGGCAUCGACCUCAAGGUAGCUAGCUCCCUCCUGUUUGCCUAUGGCCUAGGCAUGUGCUGCAGCAGCCUUACAGGGCACUUCAUCAGAGACAAUGUAGAUACCACUUUGUGCAUGGUGGCCACGUUGGUGUUGAACGCUGUGGCUAUUGCUGCAAUACCAAUAUCUCCGUUUGUGUGGCUCACCUUCACCCUGGUCCUCAUAGCUGGAUGGUGUACAGGGAUAUGUAGAUUUGUGCGCAUAUUACAGUGUAACAUCGUAUGGCCCACCAGCUUCUUUGGAGUGUUCUUCGUUGGUACAGGAGCAUCAGUCAGUGCGAUUAUUACCCCUCUUAUUGUCAAAUACUUCAUACAACAUCGUCGGUUGCUGCCUGCAGGAGAACCGUCAGGUAAUACAACAAGACAGAUCGAAGAACAAAGGUGUGAUGGGUUUAACUCUAACAUACAAUACCCCUACAUUUUAAUAUCAGGGUUAGGCCUUCUUCUAGCCAUAAGUCUCAUGAUUAGCUACACUACAUACCUGCAGAAUGGUGACGUGAUGGAAGUAACCCCACGAAACAACAGGAAACCAACUGAACAAAGAAGCCAUAGUCUGACGUACAUAUUUUUGGCCCUGGGUUUAGGAUUCACGAGCUCGUCCGGUAAAGUAACGUUUAUAGAGCUCUUUGCAACCUAUGGAAUUCGCAGCCAACUACACCUGAGUGUCGGGGAGAUGUCUGUAAUGAUGUCGGCCUUCUCUAGUGGAAUAUUCUGCAGCAGACUCUGCAGUGUCUUCCUAUCAUCCAGGAUCAGACUCGAAGUCUUAAUGCUGACCUAUGUUGUUCUCGUUAAUGUUGCGUCUGUUCUGUUCGUACUCUUUAAAGACACAAACAUCAUCAUGCUGUGGACAAACUGUAUCAUGUAUGCUCUAGGAACAGGAUCGAUGUUUCCGGGGCUGCUGUCCUGGAUACAGAAAUAUUCAGGUAGUUCGAAAUCGCCACGACUCUUGAAUGCCAUUAUGUUUUCUAGUUUUGUUGGAGUUUUAGUUCAUCCAACAUUGUCUUCUGUAUUUUUUGGAUUGUUUGGACCUGAUGCCUUCGUAUACGCUGUAACCGGCAUGGCUUUUUGUCAACUCUUCAUGUUUAUUGGACUGUGGUGCAUAAGUCAUAAUAGGAAACACGAAGUCAACAUGAAUGUAACUCAAGACCCAUUGCUUAAUGACCAAUAGCAUUGCUAUGGAUCAGCAAAGAUAGUAUAGGAGUUACAAACAAAGAAGAAGCACACCCCACAUUAUAUUAACAGGGACAAUAUUGACGUUAGCACUUACAGCAAAUGCCAAUUCAUUAGGGUAUGUUUAUUAUUAUAGCUCCACGUCUACGGGGAUAGAUAGCCCCGUUGCUAUUCUGUUGAUAGAUACUAUUUACAUAUUUCUUACACAGCUGUAUAUCAUUACGUUAUUGUUAGUUGAAUUCACACAAAAUUGUCAGUAAGGACAAAGGGUAUACAUGUGUUAUAUCCUAUAUGGCUCCUUAAAGACAAACAGACUCCGUACUUAUACUGACUGAGCAGAUGCGACAAAUAUCAAGGUGUCGUGUUGCCAAAAUACCCAACACGGUAACAUUAUAACUUGUUCACUGGUUACAGAACACCUCAAUGUUAAUUUUGAACUGUUUGACGCACGGGUAUGAGAUCAUAAUAAGUACCAGAGUAAUGUAAUUAGCCAAUACUGGAUUUUCAUAUGACACAGAAUCUAGCAGAUGACAAGAAAAACAAAUUUAGAGUUAUCACCCUUCUAUCGCUUUGCAUUUGCAAAACAUCGGUAAUUUCCGU